UGGUAUUGUGUAUUUAACUAACUUUAUGUAUUUUUGUAUUACAACAAUAUGUAGGUUAUUUCUGAGAAAAAUCGUGAAAAUAGAUCCAAACAAAAAUGGAAUCAUCGAAUGGGACCAGUUAGUUUUGAAUUAGUACGCGCUGAAUUGCGUGCAAAAAAAGAGGGCAAUGAAGAUCCAUCACAGUCUGAGAUGUUUGUUGUAACUCGUACUAACAAGAAAGGAGAAAUUGACUCGGGAACACAAGAGACGAUUGAACAUCUUCAAAAUUUGAAGCAAGCUGGAUACAGUGAUGAUGAAGCGCUUCAAACGGUGUUUGGAAAGGAGAGACAUGGUAGGGUUCGUUUCUAUGGUCGAUCAGUCACAAAAUCCUCUCUUAAAAAGGAUAAGCAAAUCCGACAAAUGCAACAACAACAUGCUGAAGUGGUUUCAACUAUGGAGAAAAAUCAAAAUAAUUUGACUUCCAAGUUGGAUGGUUUAACAAGCUUGAUCAAAAUGGUGUUGCAACAAGUUAAUCCUGGUAUGAGUGCGGAACAAGUGCAAGUAAUGAUAGAAGCUGCCCAACAAUCUCCGCCUGAUGCAAGUAGUGCACCAAAUGAUGCGAGGCGAAGCAUUCCUCCUUCACUGGGAUCGAACCAUGUGUCAAAAGAUAUGGAAGUAAGUACUGUCAAAAUGAGUAGUUAAAUUAAUAGUGGCUGAUUGCUUAAUAGUACCUGAUUGUUGUUGAUGUUAAUUUUAUUGUUGAUUUUAUUGGCUAAUUGGCUCCAUGAGCACGUGUUGAAUAGAAGGGUAAGAAACUAAUUACGAACUAAGAUGCAUAACCUACCAUUGUUUCUCUUCAGAAGGUAUAGAAAAAUAGAUAAAGCAAUAAUAAUAC
This is a messenger RNA of Arachis ipaensis, 874 nucleotides long. The record is from RefSeq and is a predicted model, not a curated record. Lineage: Eukaryota; Viridiplantae; Streptophyta; Magnoliopsida; Fabales; Fabaceae.